This is a messenger RNA of Scheffersomyces stipitis CBS 6054, 2250 nucleotides long. It is a transcript of the gene ERG5, whose product is annotated as C-22 sterol desaturase. Gene Ontology annotation, molecular function: monooxygenase activity; heme binding; oxidoreductase activity, acting on paired donors, with incorporation or reduction of molecular oxygen. The coding region runs from base 457 to 2031 and encodes 524 amino acids. The transcript has a single exon. The record is from RefSeq and is a predicted model, not a curated record. Lineage: Eukaryota; Fungi; Ascomycota; Pichiomycetes; Serinales; Debaryomycetaceae. Gene Ontology annotation, biological process: sterol metabolic process.
CUAUUUAUUUGAUCUUGUUCAUCAGCUACUACUGCUAUUCGUCUGCUUGCUAGAACAGGCUAUCAGUUCGUUCUGCUUAUUUGUGCGCUCCAUUGCUAGCCCAAUCAGUAAACCGAGUCUAUACGAUAUCACGUGAACUGAGUGUAUUUGCUCCUUUUGCUAGAUAGUGAAAAAGCUACAGAAUAUCAUAACGAUUGUAAACUUUCCUUAUCCAGCUUUCACAUUCGCGUAUAGCUUAUUGCUGCUUGUUAUUUGAAGCUAUUGCUAUCUGACGCUGCUGGUAUUAACAUAGCUACUGAUAUUGCUAUUACUAUCGUUUAAUAAUUCCAUACUGGCAUUUCUAAAUCAUUAAUUGAUAUCUUUAGGUGAUACUCUUCCUUGCUAUUAAUUUUGCUGUCUUGCUAGUUUUCAUUUCAUCGUCGCCAUACCAAUACCUAAUUCAUUUUUAUUCUUCCAAUGAGUUUCAAUACUACUUCGCCUUUGGCUGUCGGUUACAAGAAUGCCCAACAGUAUCUCGAUAUCGAGACCUUUAUCACAAAGGCUCAAGAGACCUACUCGUCCUUAACAUGGAUCCAAUUGAUCUUUUCGGUUAUUGCUAUUAUCUUAUCGUAUGACCAGAUCAUGUACCAGAUCAGGAAAGGGUCUAUUGCCGGUCCCAGAUUCAAGAUCUGGCCCAUCAUUGGUCCCUUCUUGGAGUCUUUAGACCCUAAGUUUGAAGAAUACAAGGCCAAAUGGGAUUCCGGUGAAUUAUCGUGUGUUUCUAUUUUCCACAAGUUUGUCGUUAUUGCAUCUUCCAGAGACUUGGCCAGAAAGAUUUUGGCUUCCCCCAAGUACGUCAAGCCUUGUGUCGUAGAUGUAGCCAUCAAGAUCUUGAGACCUACCAACUGGGUCUUCUUAGAUGGUAAACAACAUACCGACUACAGAAGAUCGUUGAACGGUUUAUUCUCGCAAAAGGCCUUGGAGAUCUACAUUCCUGUCCAGGAAAAGUACAUGGAUAUCUACUUAGACAAGUUCACCAAGUUUGAUGGACCAAGAGAAUUCUUCCCCGAGUUCAGAGAAUUGUUGUGUGCCUUGUCGUUGAGAACUUUCUGUGGUGACUACAUUACCGAGGAACAAAUUGCAUUGAUCGCUGACAACUACUACCGUAUCACCGCUGCCUUGGAGUUGGUCAACUUCCCCAUUAUCAUUCCAUACACCAAGACUUGGUACGGGAAAAAGAUUGCUGACGACACCAUGAAGAUCUUUGAAAAGUGUGCUGCUAUGGCAAAAGUACACAUCAACGAAGAGGCUGGUAAACCAGCUUGUGUCAUGGACGAGUGGAUUUACUUGAUGAAGGAUGCCAGAGAAAAGCACUCUGAGGAUCCUGAAGCCAAGUUGUUAAUUCGUGAAUUCUCCAAUAAGGAAAUAUCUGAAGCCAUCUUCACCUUUUUGUUUGCUUCUCAGGAUGCCUCAUCGUCUUUGGCCUGUUGGUUGUUCCAAAUUGUGGCUGACCGUCCCGAUGUUGUAGAAAAGAUCAGAGAGGAACAAUUGGCUGUUCGUAACAACGACCCUUCUGUGCCUUUGUCGUUAGACUUGAUCAACGAAAUGUCGUACACAAAUAACGUCGUCAAGGAAUCGUUACGUUACCGUCCUCCAGUCUUGAUGGUUCCUUACGUAGUCAAGCAAAGCUUCCCUGUAACCGAAACAUACACCGCUCCAAAGGGCUCUAUGAUCAUUCCAACCUUGUACCCAGCCUUGCACGACCCAGAAGUGUACGAAGACCCAGACACAUUCAUUCCUGAAAGAUGGGAAAAUGCUACUGGCGACAUGUACAAGCGUAACUGGUUGGUUUUUGGAACGGGUCCACAUGUCUGUUUGGGUAAAAACUACGUGUUGAUGUUGUUUACCGGUAUGUUGGGUAAGUUUGUCAUGAACGCCGACUUGAUCCACCACAAAACUGCUUUGUCCGAGGAAAUCAAGGUGUUUGCUACCAUUUUCCCCAAGGACGACUUGAUUAUGGAAUGGAAAAGUAGAAACCCCUUGGAAGCUUAAGUUUGAAAGCUUCGAAGAAGCAAACUUCAUUACCAAUAAAAGAUACAGCAACCAUUUUCAUUCUUCGAGUCUUAAUAAAUCUUUAACUCUUCAGAAGUCUUGGGCUUCAACUUUGUAGCUUACGUUUUGGAGCCAACAUUUCAUACAUUUAGACUGCCCAGCAGAAGAUGUGCUCCUUUUGUAUUUCAUUUCAUAGUUAAUAUAUUGUUGUAUGAUUUC